This is a messenger RNA of Setaria italica (foxtail millet), 641 nucleotides long. RefSeq lists its product as uncharacterized. The transcript has a single exon. The record is from RefSeq and is a predicted model, not a curated record. The coding region runs from base 175 to 432 and encodes 85 amino acids. NCBI's taxonomy places the organism in Eukaryota, Viridiplantae, Streptophyta, Magnoliopsida, Poales, Poaceae.
ACCAACGUCCCCAGCCACCUGUUUCGCCCGCCGCUCCCGGCCCCCUUCGCUAUAUUAACCCACCAGCCCCGCCUCUCCACUUCAACUUCAACGCAGCAACUCUCUCUGAUCACAGCGAUCACCAAGCAAGCUCCCUAGUACACCCGAGAAGGAAGAAGACCAGGACUCGAGGAGAUGGCCGGAGCGGCGAAGGCGUCGUGGAUGGUGGCGAUGAGCGUGGGCGCCGUGGAGGCGCUCAAGGACCAGGCGGGCCUCUGCCGCUGGAACUACGCCCUGCGGUCCGUCCACCGGAACGCCAAGUCCAACGUGCGCAGCCUCGCGCAGGCCAAGAAGAUGGCCCCGGCGGCAACGGCGGCGGAGAGGAGGCGCGCGGACAAGGCCGAGGAGGGGAUGAGGACCGUCAUGUACCUCAGCUGCUGGGGGCCGAACUGAGCUCGGCUUUCAGUUUCAGCGGUCGUGUCUCUGAUUGGGCUUUCGGCAACCGAGAUCGGUUUAAGAUCGACUUGGCCGGUUGCCUUGGCGCCUGAUUUGUAACAUAGUUCUAUGAUGAUGAUGAAAAGUUCUGUCGCUCGGUUUCAGUAUAUGAAUGUCUGUGCUACUGUACUGGAACGGAAAUAAAAUUGCUCUUGAGUUGAUGACAA